ACCAGCUUCAUGUUUCGCUCAGUUCUGGUGUUAUUUUGUAUAGAAUGUACGAUACAGUUGUGGUAUACACAGUGUAGGCUACAUUUUUGCCUGCACUAACACAUCCGGUAUUUCUGGAGAGGUAGACAUGUAAAAUGGCCUCAGGAGUAGGCUGUGCUCCAGGAAAUGACCAGUAAUGUUCUCCGCCUCAACACAGAGUCGGAGACAGACAGACAGACAAAUCACAUUCACUACUUCACAGCGCUUUCUUUUUCUUAUCCCGAGACGAUGGACUACACGGGGAUUAAAGUCUCGGAGUGAAACUCAAAGAUGCAGGUGUCUAUAGCACGGGUUUGCAUGGUUGUGGCAGCUGCCAUUCUCAACCAUCCACUGCUUUUUCCUAAGGAAAACACUACUAUCCCAGAAGAGGAAGACGAUGUUUUGGCACGAAUGAAGGAGCAUGAGGCGAAGCUGCAAGCUGAACAAGAACGCCUUGAACAGGAGAUCUCAAAGGCAGAUCAAGAAGCAACAAAUUCUGGCAUUGACUACUAUGGUUGGUACUUUUGGAGUACAAUUUCUCUUGUCAUUUUCUUUACUAUUGAAGUUUGUAGACAGGAUACAACACCUUGUGAAACAUCUGAGCAUGUUGAAGAUGAAGAAAGGUACACCAACAGUGGGUCCGCCAGUCCUAAGAGUCUGAUCUUAGAUAAAGGUGCCCUAAGCAACCUCUGUGAGACCAGCUUCCAGCCCUUUGUUCAUGAAUGUGGGAGAGUGCAGGAGUUUGUUGAAGGCUUUGCAGAUGACCUGCUGGAAGCUUUGAGAAGCAUUUGUGACCAUGAGGUUGACAUGGAGCUUGAGGACUUUAUUGGAGUGGGCAGCAUAUUUGAGAACUGGAGAGUAUGUAAGCCUGUCAUGUGUGACCUCAUUGUGCCAUUUGCAACACCAAAACCUUACAAAUUUCAGUUCGAGCUGUGGUGUGAUGAAUCCUCUGAAAUCCCAAUAGACCUUCAAGGAUGUGGGAGAAUUCAGAUCAUAAAGAUUAAUGAGAAUUGCCCUGACUGCCUUCCUGGCAAAACCACAGUUGAUGAGGACAUGCUAUGUCUGCUUCACAACAGAAACCACAACAGCAUUGCUGAUGAUCAUGCUUUGGAAAAACUACUCUGCUCAAAAAACACCUCAUAUUUGUCUAAAGAUCAGGUCAUGAAAUGGUUCCAGAUCUCAGUGACCCAAGCAUGGGGGCGGAUCUCCCACAAAUAUGAGUUUGAGCUCACUUUUCGCAACCUGGAUUAUCCUGGUGCCUUAAAGGUCAAGUUCAAAUCAGGAAAGGUUAUUUUUCUAAACAUUAUUCCUGCUUUUCAACUUGAAGACUCACAUGCAUACUUCGUCUCUCAUUUUCCUUCAGACUGUGGUGACACCACAGAUAUCCAUUGGCACCUCUCAUUUACUGUUUAUGAAAGAAACCUUCUCAAACACAUGGCAAAGAAACUUCCAGGAAACUCUUGUCAUCUCCGAUGCCUUCAACUUGUUUCUUUCUUGCACAAAAAACAGUCAGGUAUAAGAGGGAGAAGUGCCCUGACAAACUACCACCUGAAGACUGCCUUCUUGCAUCUACUGUUGAGUAAAUCUCCUUCAGCAUGGAGACCACAAAAUCUGGACCAGAGGUUUCGGGACUUGUUGGCUUUUCUUCAGAACUGUUUGCAGGAAAAGAGACUUACUCAUAUUAUCAUUGGGAACCCACUCAUUCCACUUGAAAUCGGCGUUCCAGAAAUAUUUCAGACUGUAGAACCAAUUAACCUUUUCAGACCUCUGGUAUUACAGAGGCAGGUAUAUGCAAAGAUGAUGGAAAAUUUUGAAGAGAUGCUGAAAAAUGUACCUGCACUUAUUCAAGAGUACGCACCACAUUUCCCUAAUGGUGGAAUCAAUUCAACAACCGUGUCUUAGAACGACUAUCUGUAUCAGUGGGAAUUUGGGACUGAGUAGGUUAUUCAUCAUCCCUAACAUAUGUAAAUAGUUGUCGUUUUUUUUACUGAAUUUACUUAUUAAAAAUGAUUGUACAUUGAUUAGAAAAAGCACUUGUGUGUCCUUAGACAAUAGGCAGCUAUUAUGUGCUAAUAUGCAAGGUAAUACAUAUACAGGUAAUUUUGAACAUGUACUGUAAUAAUAUUGUAAAAUGAGUCAUAUUAUUGUUCUUCAUCUGUACUAUAGCAGAAUUAAAAACUAUAUAUUUUUGU
This is a messenger RNA of Clarias gariepinus (North African catfish), 2210 nucleotides long. It is a transcript of the gene itprip, whose product is annotated as inositol 1,4,5-trisphosphate receptor interacting protein. NCBI's taxonomy places the organism in Eukaryota, Metazoa, Chordata, Actinopteri, Siluriformes, Clariidae. The transcript has 2 exons. Bases 310 to 1920 code for a protein of 536 amino acids. The record is from RefSeq and is a predicted model, not a curated record. Gene Ontology annotation, cellular component: membrane.